Messenger RNA from Cynoglossus semilaevis (tongue sole), 1962 nucleotides. RefSeq names its product immunoglobulin-like domain containing receptor 1b (gene ildr1b). Lineage: Eukaryota; Metazoa; Chordata; Actinopteri; Pleuronectiformes; Cynoglossidae. The record is from RefSeq and is a predicted model, not a curated record. Gene Ontology annotation, molecular function: high-density lipoprotein particle receptor activity. Bases 190 to 1899 code for a protein of 569 amino acids. The transcript has 8 exons. Gene Ontology annotation, cellular component: plasma membrane.
CUCAUCUUCCUCCGCCGUGGACUCACUGCCUGGUCUUUCGACAUCUGUCUAUACUUUCACUGCAGGGAAAAGGGAAAACAAAGACGGCCUGACCUAAUCUAUAACAUGUCGUUUUGAGUCAAAACUAAAUUGACUAUGCAAAGUCGUGGCUCUUAGAAAAGUUUCCGCGGAAGGAUAAAGACCGAGGCAAUGGGAAAUAUGAUCCUACUGCUGCUGCUUCUGCUGUUUCAGCUCCCCACAGAGUUGUUGUCUAUCCAGGUGAUUGUUCCAGAGACUGAACGGAGGACGACACUCUUUGCCUCCAUAAUUCUGCGCUGUGACUAUUCAACCUCAGCAAAUGCUCAGGAUGUUCUGGUCACCUGGAGAUUCAAGUCCUUCUGUAAAGACCCAGUGCUGGAGUUCUACUCCACAGGUUACCAGGCGGCCCUGCAGCUUGGUCAGGAUCCCUCUAACGACUGUCCCGAUCGUCAGCGUGUAGUUCGUACUGUGGUACAGAAGAGAGGCCUGAAUGAGCCCAUUCUGGGUGCAGAAUACAGAAACCGCAAAAUUACCAUACAAAACAAGGCAGACCUGGCCAUCACUGAGGUAAUGUGGUGGGAUAAUGGUGUUUACUUCUGCAAUAUUGAUGCUGCUGGAGACACAACAGGAGACUCAGAUCGUGAAAUCAAACUCAUCGUGUACCACUGGCUAACAGUCCUGCUGAUCAUCCUUGGUGCUCUGCUGCUCAUCCUGCUCUUGGGCAUUUGCUGCUGUCAGUGCUGUCCACAGAAGUGCUGCUGCUACAUUCGCUGCCCGUGUUGUCCACGGACAUGCUGCUGUCCAGAAAAGGCGGUGAUGCAGCACAGGAUGCUGAGAGAGGCUCAGAAGGCAAUGGCUCCGUGGGUGAAUGGUCAGCCCAUUUAUGCUCCCAUCAGCUCCAAUUGCUCAACCCAGGGAGUUCCCAUACUGUAUUCAGGCUCGUUUUCGGACCAUCCUGUCAAACCAAACUUUGCCAUGGCUCCCAUGCAGCUGGCACCUAUGGCUCUGCAGCACCACACAGCUGCUCCCUCUCCACUUCACAUGAACGGCAGUGUCAACGGCAGCAUGCACGGUAAUAGCCAGGUUCUGGACUAUCUGGAGCACCAGGUUAGGGGUCUGGAUUUAUCAGUACCAAUGAUGGGUCCUCACCCAGUCCAGAGUUUUCCUCCUUUGCAGCCUCAACUGCAGCCCCAGUCUCCUCCUCCUCCACUUCCCCCUGCUGUUCCAUACACUCCAGGACCCCCCAGUAUGUUGUCAGCUCUGGAUGAGAUGGGAGUGAGAGGAAUAGAGAGAAGGGUGAUCACCUUGCCCCCCAUAGUCCAACGUGUACCAAGCUUCUCCUCUCGAAGGGGGCCUGGAGCAGGAGAUGGAGCCAGAGGAGGCCCCAGGAUCUCCAGUCAGUCCAGUGGGAGCACAAGUCAGUCAAGAGGUGGCGCUCCUCGUGAAAGACGUCAGUACAGAGACAGGGAGGUCUCUCCUCCCAGACGAGGGAUCCUACGUGAGUACAGUGAUGACUCAGACUGGGAUAACAAAAGAGGAAGAACGCCACACAGAGGUGCGAGGAAUGAGAGGGGAAGCUCAGGCACGAGGAGAGGGGAUGGGUCCAGACUGAGGACCAGAAGUCGAGAUGAUCUGAUGGAGGAGCUGUACAGCAGAUCAGCUCGGAGGGAGAGGAGCUAUUCGCCUCCUCAACAUCGCAAAGGAUCCUGGAGUUCUGAUGAGGACUACAGAGGAAGAAAACCAGGGAAGUCCAAGGACUGGCCAGAGAAGCCUCCCAGUUACUUCUCCAUCGAUGUCCAGCCUGGGCAGAGCAGCGACAGGAGAAACUAUAAUCGACUUUCAGAUAGAAGCUCCCGUAGCGGCACAAGUGUAGUCAUCUAAAGCAUUUGCUUCUCUUUUUUUUUCAAAUUUUCCUGAAUAUUUCCAGAAUGAUGACAAUGAAGA